Messenger RNA from Ictalurus punctatus (channel catfish), 1056 nucleotides. It is a transcript of the gene pdyn, whose product is annotated as prodynorphin. Gene Ontology annotation, cellular component: axon terminus; dendrite; neuronal cell body. Gene Ontology annotation, molecular function: opioid receptor binding. Gene Ontology annotation, biological process: chemical synaptic transmission; neuropeptide signaling pathway; sensory perception. The record is from RefSeq and is marked provisional. Lineage: Eukaryota; Metazoa; Chordata; Actinopteri; Siluriformes; Ictaluridae.
GGAGUCGCACUACUCGCAAACUGUCUCGUUUCCCAGGAAUUGCAUUUGCACUUGGUGAAAAACAAGGGAGUGAACAAACCAGUAUCUUCAGGAGACAUAAGAUGGAGUGGUACAUGCUGGUGUUGGUGCUCAGUUUGCCCUCUCUAUCCUGGGCUGAUUGCUCUGAACAGUGUCUAAGAUGUGCCCUGCACAUCUCUGACUCACCGCUCAACCUACUGACCUGUACGUUAGAGUGUGAAGGUGCGCUUACAUCUAGCAGCGAGCUGGAUCGGUGCGAGAAGAUUUUAUGGGAACGACCUGAGGACGACCCGCAGGAGCCGACGACGUCGAACCCGGUCAAGCGUUAUGGCGGAUUCAUCAAAAGGAUUGAGAAAAACAGAAAGACCCUGCUCACUUCGCCCUGGAGGGGGAACGCUAUAGAAAAAGGGUCGCUGGCAAAGAAAUACGGUGACUCCAUGUUAAAACUGAUCGAGAGAAAUGCACCCGAGCUGACCGAGGACGUCGAAGGGGAAGACGUUACCUCCGAGAACGAAAUGGGACUUUACGACAGUACGUUUCCUCUGAAUGAGGUGAAACGUUAUGGUGGCUUCCGGAGAAAGUUCGUUCCCAAAAGAAGCGAGUCUGAAGAAGAACCCGGCCAACAGGAGCUGCAGAAGAGAUACGGAGGCUUCAUGAGAAGAAUCCGUCCUAAAUUAAAUUGGGACAACCAAAAGAGAUACGGCAGCUUUUUACGGCGCCAUUUUAAAAUUUCCGUGCGAUCCGACGAGGAGCCUUCAUCAUACAACGAAUUUGGUCUUUAGGGUGUUUUGUAUUUAAAAAAAAGAAAAGAAAAGUAGCUGAACUUAUACAGGCUCAUGAAGUCUCACGACUUACUGUUGUACUAGCCAAAAAAUAUGCUGCUAAAGGUUUGGACCCCGUAUCCACUGUACCACCUGCUCUUUACGGCCUUCAUGUAUUAAAAUGACUCCGCCAUUUUUGCUGUUAGAUGUAAACAAAUACGAUGCGUGCUGUAUUUUAAUGCUUGUUUUGAAAUGACAAUAAAGGCCGAGACCUUGA